This is a messenger RNA of Engraulis encrasicolus (European anchovy), 833 nucleotides long. It is a transcript of the gene sec61b, whose product is annotated as SEC61 translocon subunit beta. Gene Ontology annotation, cellular component: Sec61 translocon complex; membrane. NCBI's taxonomy places the organism in Eukaryota, Metazoa, Chordata, Actinopteri, Clupeiformes, Engraulidae. The coding region runs from base 121 to 417 and encodes 98 amino acids. Gene Ontology annotation, molecular function: guanyl-nucleotide exchange factor activity. Gene Ontology annotation, biological process: post-translational protein targeting to membrane, translocation; SRP-dependent cotranslational protein targeting to membrane, translocation. The transcript is spliced from 4 exons. The record is from RefSeq and is a predicted model, not a curated record.
UACGAGUCGUCAUCAAGAAAGUCUUUUUCAGGCUGCAUUGAUUUGGCUCGGCAGAGGAUAGCAACUGUCUGCUUUUGAAGACCGGUCUGUUUUGAGAAGAACAUCCAUAUCAUUAAUAAAAUGCCUGGCCCAGCAGCAAGUGCGACAAACGUCGGAGCGUCCAGCCGCUCUCCCAGCAAGACAGUCGCCCCCCGGGCUGCAGGGUCUACAGUCCGACAGAGGAAGGCCACAAGCAGCGGGACGCGCAGCGCAGGCAGAGCCACAGGCGCAGCCACAGGCACAGGCGGCAUGUGGCGCUUCUACACCGAGGACUCACCCGGCCUUAAAGUUGGGCCCGUUCCAGUCCUGGUGAUGAGUUUGCUCUUCAUUGCCUCUGUCUUCAUGCUGCAUAUCUGGGGCAAGUACACCCGAUCUUGAGCGGAGUGCCUCGGACGCUUGACCAUCUGCACCACACCACCUCCCACUUACCUACCGAUACCCACCCUGGUCGAUUUGCGGCUCUUGUCUCUCCCGCUUCCAUCAUCUCUUAAAGCCAUCAGACGUGGACCAAACCUGCCACCCUACCCCCAGGGAGGGCCUCUGCUCUGCAGUCACAACUCCUCCCUCCUCCUCCUCCCCCCUCUCGUCCCUGACAAGUCAGUCCCAUCACUCUAAACUGAACCAUCUGGAGAGAUCUUCUCACGCCUGUCAAGGCUCAUCAUGGAAGUCAUCUGCUCGUUUCUUUGUAAUUUCUAUCUAUCUUUUUUUUUGUUUUUUUUGUUUUUUUGUUUAAAGGAUAAUUUGUACACAGUGUUAAAUAAGAAUUUGCAAAUAAAGUAAGGUCUGCAGCCGUG